CAUUCAAAAUAAACAGUAUAUAUUUGUAUCACGUAAAAACUUGACCGCAUUAACAAUGAACGCAGAGCAAUUGGCGAUUAAGAAACUACAAUCUUUGUACGAAAGUAAAGAAACGUUUGACGCACAUUUCGUUUUUAAGCAGAAUUGCAAAAUGGUCAAAAUAUCGGCACAUAAAAUCGUUCUGGCCAACGAAAGUUUGGUGUUCAAAGCGAUGUUUUAUGGACCAAUGAAAGAAAUAGGCAGCGUUAAAAUUGAUGACAUAUCACCGACGGCGUUCGAAUUUUUUUUGCAAGUGGUCUACUUCAAGACCGAUAUGAUCACCAUGGAUAACAUAACCGAUGUGAUGUGCAUUGCCGACAAAUAUGAUGCUUCAAAUGUGAUGAUGCUUUGCGCUCAGGUUCUUGACAAACACCACAUGAUUGGUGAUCAUUUGUGCAAGAUAUUCGAGCUUGCCAUGAGAUAUGGCCUGGAUGAUUUACAAAUAUCAGCUGAAAGGAAGAUAUUCAUCAAAUUUUUGGAUGUAUCGGAAAAUUUUGACAUCGAUUCAACGACACUGAAAUAUAUAAUGCGAUCAAAAUGUUUGACACGAAAUGAAAAGGAAAUAUUUGAUGCAUGCAUCAGAUGGGCCAAAAAAUCGUGCGAAAAAAAGUCAAUCGAUCCAAUACCGCAAAAUUUGCGAUCUGAACUUGGUGAAUGUUUCGAGCUUAUUGAUUUCGACCGCAUGACCUUAAAGGAAUUCAUCCAAUGCGGAAGCUCGUGCUCAUUUUUUACUAUCGACGAAUACAAAAGCAUUAUUGAAAAGUUGGAUAGUAAAUCGAUCGCGGUUCCAUCAAUAAAACCAUUCAAUAAAAGAAUAAAUAGAGAUAUUGAUGGUCAAUUCAGACCAUAUUGGGCUUUAGCUAGUAAACGGAUUAGAAAUAGUAACCGAGCGUCACAAUGAUUAUUGCCAAAAUCAUAAUGUAGGAUACAAUCGACUAAUCACCGAUUUAUCUGAAAAACCAAACUGAUUGAUAGAAACCUGAAUGCUAGUUUUUGAUAGUAGUUUUCUAGUUGGUAUUCCUAGUUUGGUGGAUAACGCCUUGAUAUAGAUAUAAUGAAGUUUUGUAAUCAGUUUAC
Molecule: messenger RNA, 1116 nt
Organism: Contarinia nasturtii (swede midge)
Lineage: Eukaryota; Metazoa; Arthropoda; Insecta; Diptera; Cecidomyiidae
Product: BTB/POZ domain-containing protein 6-like
Exons: 3
Coding region: 56-940 (294 amino acids)
Biological process (GO): neurogenesis
Cellular component (GO): cytosol
Molecular function (GO): protein binding
Source: RefSeq, a predicted model, not a curated record